Molecule: messenger RNA, 1302 nt
Organism: Drosophila kikkawai
Lineage: Eukaryota; Metazoa; Arthropoda; Insecta; Diptera; Drosophilidae
Gene: Tdh
Product: L-threonine dehydrogenase
Biological process (GO): L-threonine catabolic process
Molecular function (GO): L-threonine 3-dehydrogenase activity
Source: RefSeq, a predicted model, not a curated record
AAAUCGUCGCUCGCUGUGAUCACAGAGAUCCGGAAAAUGUUCCGCAAGUGCCUUGCCAGCUUGGCCCUGGGCCCCGCCGUGACUCCGCUCUCGCUUAACGUUGCGAUCCCAAGGAUCACAGGGAUUAUUGCUCCUGCAGCCAGCCAGCUGGUUCAGCGACGCACCGUCCACCAGCUGCCGGCCCAGGGUAGACCCCCCAAAAUUCUCAUCACAGGUGGUCUUGGCCAACUGGGCAUUGAGUGCGCCAAACUGCUGCGCUCGCAAUACGGCAGUCAGAAUGUAAUCCUUUCGGACAUCAUAAAGCCCAGCCCAGCGGUGCUGGAGAAUGGGCCAUACAUUUUCGCCGAUAUCCUGGACUUCAAGGGACUGCAGAAGAUAGUUGUGGACCAUCGCAUUGACUGGCUGAUCCAUUUCUCGGCCCUGCUCAGUGCCGUGGGCGAGCAAAAUGUGCCGUUAGCAGUGAGGGUCAACAUUGAGGGUGUGCACAAUGUCAUUGAACUGGCGAAACAGUACAAGCUUCGCAUUUUCGUGCCCAGCACCAUUGGAGCCUUUGGCCCCGACAGUCCCCGAAACCCCACACCAAAUGUUACGAUCCAGCGACCCCGCACUAUUUAUGGCGUUUCCAAGGUGCACGCCGAGCUGAUUGGUGAAUACUAUUACCACAAAUUUGGCCUGGACUUUAGAUGCCUGCGCUUCCCCGGUGUUAUAUCCAGCGAUCCACCAGGCGGUGGCACUACAGAUUACGCCGUUGCUGUUUUCCACGAUGCCCUGCGACAUGGUAAAUACACCUGCUACUUGCGUCCCGAUACACGACUGCCCAUGAUGUACAUUGAGGAUUGCUUGCGAGCCCUCCUGGAGUUCAUGAAGGCACCGAACGAGCAACUGAAGCGCCGCGUCUACAACGUCACGGCCAUGUCCUUUACCCCCGAGGAACUGGUGAAUCAACUGAGCAAGCAUGUGCCUAAUCUGCACGUGACCUACAAGCCGGACAGCCGGCAGUUGAUCGCGGAUGCGUGGCCAGAGGUGUUCGACGACUCGGAUGCCCGACGAGACUGGCACUGGCAGCACAAGUACGACCUGGCCCAUCUGGUGGACUUUAUGGUGAAGGAUGUCCAGGAGAACUACAUCAACGGGGACAACCAGCAGCAGCAGACGCUGCAGAUCUGACGGGUAUCGAAAAAGCAUAGUAACAGCCGUAUCUAGUAUUCCUAAGUACUAAUUUUCAAUUGCAUUUAACGUUGCAUUUAUCUAGUGUAUAGUAACACAAGAACACUGUAUCCUUUACCUUGGAAAAUACAUUAA